AUGGACGUCGUUAAGGCAGUUCAAAAUUACAUUAACAAAAUGGUCAAUGAAGUACCGGGCAUGAAAGUGUUACUUCUUGACGCGGAGACGACCCCGAUUAUUUCGAAUGUAAUGACUCAAUCUAGUUUACUUUCACAUGAAACUUAUCUGGUCGAUCGAAUCGAUAAUCGCAAUCGUGAUAGAAUGCGACACCUUAAAUGCAUUUGUUUUCUUCGACCAACGACCGAUUCCAUUCAAUUAUUAGUUGAAGAACUAAGAGAUCCCUGUUAUGGCGACUAUUACUUGUAUUUUAGCAAUACUAUUAAAAAAUCUUCUAUAGAAAGGUUAGCUGAAGUAGACGAGCAAGAAGUUGUUCGUGAAGUACAGGAAUAUUUUGCAGAUUAUUGUGCAAUCAAUCCAGACUUUUAUUCUUUGAAUCUCUCAUUACCACAACAUCAUCUUUAUGGCGAUUCAAAACACAUUUGGGAUGGUAAAGCACUCCAACGCGUCGUAGAAGGUGUACUUGCUGUUUUACUUUCCUUGAAGAAGAAACCGUUAAUUCGUUAUGAAAAAAUUAGUGAAAUGGCUAAAAAACUUGCGGCAGAAGUUUUGUAUCAAAUUCAAGAAGAAGGCCCAUUAUUUGAUUUUCGGCGUACUGAUACUCCACCUAUAUUACUUAUUCUUGAUCGUCGUAAUGAUCCAGUUACACCCCUUUUAUCACAAUGGACAUAUCAAGCCAUGGUUCAUGAAUUAUUAGGUAUUCAUAAUGGUCGUGUUGAUUUAUCUGAUGUCCCAGAUAUUCGUCCAGAAUUGAAGGAAAUUGUUCUUUCCAGAGAUCAAGAUCCUUUUUAUAAAAAGAAUAUGUAUUUGAAUAUUGGUGACCUUGGUGCUAAUAUCAAGGGUUAUGUGGAAGAGUAUCAAACCAAAACGAAAUUAAGCAGGAAUAUUGAUUCUAUUUCUGAUAUGAAACGAUUUGUGGAAGAAUAUCCAGAAUUUAGAAAGUUAUCCGGUAACGUUAGUAAGCAUGUAGCAUUAGCUAGUGAAUUAAGCCGAUUAUAUGAAAAAGAUAAUUUGCUUGAAGUUAGUGAGUUAGAACAAAGUCUUGCAAGUUAUGAUCAACAUUCUAGUGAUUUAAAGAGUCUUCAAAAACUCAUAGCAAGUCCAAAGACAUCUGAGGAAAGCAAAAUCCGUCUUGUUUUAUUAUAUUCUUUAAGAUAUGAAAAAUAUCCAAAUAAUGCUAUUGUUUCGUUAAUCGAUGAAUUACAUAAACAUGGUGUCAGUGAGCAUAAAAUAUCUUUGAUCGGAUCAAUGAUUCAAUAUGCUGGUGCGGAUCAAAGGCAGGAUGAUUUGUUUUCAAAUGGGAGCAUCUUUUCUAAAGGGAAAAGUGCAUUUAAAGGAUUGAAGGGUGUAGAAAAUGUAUAUACGCAACAUUCACCUCAUUUGGCACAGACACUUGAACUGUUAAUGAAAGGAAAAUUGAAAGAAACCAGUUAUCCGUUUGUUGGCAGUGCAACGAAGGAUAGGCCACAAGAUAUUAUUGUAUUUAUGGUUGGAGGAGUCACAUAUGAGGAGGCACGUUAUGUUGCCCAAAUAAAUGCAUCAACUCCUGGAGUCAGAAUUGUAUUAGGUGGAACUACAAUUCAAGAUGCAUUUUACCGAUUUCCAUCUGGAAGCCCUGCUGGCGCUAGACCACCCAAAUUUGGAAGAAGCCGAC
Dentiscutata erythropus is the source of this 1693-nucleotide messenger RNA. NCBI's taxonomy places the organism in Eukaryota, Fungi, Glomeromycota, Glomeromycetes, Diversisporales, Gigasporaceae. The record is from the annotation of a GenBank genome assembly.